Messenger RNA from Pestalotiopsis fici W106-1, 423 nucleotides. RefSeq lists its product as uncharacterized. The record is from RefSeq and is a predicted model, not a curated record. Lineage: Eukaryota; Fungi; Ascomycota; Sordariomycetes; Amphisphaeriales; Sporocadaceae. The transcript has 3 exons. The coding region runs from base 1 to 423 and encodes 140 amino acids.
AUGAGCCUCGCCGCGCCCUGGGCCUUUGGCAUGGACUACCCAGGACGCAAAUUGACGUUUUACGACCAAGGCGAGACCAAUAUCAAUGCCAUUAUCCUACCCCAAAGUGGUAGGGCCGUCGCCAACCUCUUAUCUCCCCCCCUCGAGUCGGCCACGGGCCCCAGCCUAUCCGGGUUCAAGAACCGACUCGUCUACACGGCGUCCUUUUGCCGCUUCGCCGAGGGCCAGAAGCAGCUUGCCGAGGGCGACGCGGCUUGGUUCGGCAAGAUGCUUUAUGCUCGUGUCUUUUUCCCAGAUGGCUCCGGAAACCAUGAGACGCGGCGUGGAUUGCACAAUGAGGUCUUGGGGCAUGAGCAGGAGAACCUGGAUGACUUUACCAAGAUUGCCAUUACCAAGGUUGAGUCGGGCAGCACAUACCCGUGA